Aspergillus mulundensis is the source of this 1689-nucleotide messenger RNA. RefSeq lists its product as uncharacterized. NCBI's taxonomy places the organism in Eukaryota, Fungi, Ascomycota, Eurotiomycetes, Eurotiales, Aspergillaceae. The record is from RefSeq and is a predicted model, not a curated record. The coding region runs from base 1 to 1689 and encodes 562 amino acids. The transcript is spliced from 3 exons.
AUGUCGUUAACCUGGCUCUCUUCCCCCCAAGGUCCGACCAAGGAGGACAUCCUAAUCUCGCAAAUCCUUUCUUUCAACGAAUCCACCUUUGACCUGAGAGAUCUCGCAACCGUCGGUGAUUAUGCGGGGUGUCUCUGGAAAUGCAUCCUGACUUUCAUGCAAACGCAUCGCGACUUCAAAGACUCAGACAGGGAUGUUGAUUUGUUCUGGAACAAGCUGUCAGCCGAGCGGGGAAAUGCAAAGCUUCCGCGGCACCAGCGGAAAGUGGAAUCGAUGCUGCAAGAAUGCCUCGAGGAGCUCCAGAAGAAGGGUGGGCCAGACAUGUCAUUCGGAACGGCAGUCCUGGUGGUUGCGAUCUACUCCCUACGAAAUCGGACGUUCCACCGCGACUAUGCAUCUGAAUCGAUUUCUGAGGAUCAGAUAACGAAGGCUGACAUAGCGAGAUUGAAUGAGUCGCGAUUCAAAUCAGAUACUCACCGUGAGGCGCUACAGGGUAUGAUGAAUCUGUACUCGCAUGGGUUGAGGAGGUUGUCCAAGGACUCGCCUUUGAAAGGUCGAAAUGAAAACAGGCAACGUCGCCAGAAAGAACAUGCUGAUGAGAUGGAUCAAUUACGAUCAAGCUGGGCCGAAUUUGAGCAACUUUGGCCUGAACUUGGUAGCAAUAUUUUGUUUAUCGCAUUCCGCUCUGCACAUGACAACAUCGAAAAUGAGCUCUUCCUCCAGCGUAUCCUCUUCAGACGACUCCGCUUUACCUCUUCUCCUUCCGACCCUUGCACUCCUGCAACAUAUCGGUCUUUCUUCAAAAGUCCUAACUCUGAUUCAUCUGACGGUGAGGAGUCAAAGCCCACCCCGCCACCCUCGUCGUACGACGCCAACAGUUCACCAAUUGCAUGCCACAAUGGCUCCUCGUACGCUUACAACGAUAUCCUUCUACAAUUCGAGAGAAAUCUCGAAAUCGACGAUCUUGCUCUCCAACUCGCCGAACGCGAAAACAACCAAGCCAAGAAGCACAACGGCACGGACGGCACCUACUUGUACUUGAAGAGGGCAGGUCGGGAACUGGCUGAGGCAGUUGGUGAAGACCGAGCGUGUAUGCUGACAAGCCGCGAGGCCAAAGCCCUUUUCGAAGCCCGCAAGGCAACCCUGGUCAGAACAAGACACUUCACAAUAUCCACGCCGGUCCUUGCCAAGGUCGGUGACUAUGCCGGAAGCCUUUGGAAUCUUCUUCUGCCGCUGAUGCAAGACGAGGGUUCAACCAUUACGAAAGUUUGUGCAUUUUGGUUUUAUUUGAAGGUAGACCUUCGCAGUGAGAACGACAGCGAUGGGAACUGCGAUGAUGAGAACGACGAUGAUGGGACGGAUGAUAAUAGAAUGGACGACAAUCGGAUGAACGAUGAUGAGAACAAUGAUACGCCCAACAUCUCCACCGCCGCCACAGAUCGCCCCCUAAAGCACUAUCUGGCAGAAGCCCUAGAAAAGGCCAAAGCAGAGGGGCUCACAGGCCUCAAGUUCAACACGGCGGUGCUGGCAAUCGAGCUCUACGCGUUGCGGAACAAGAAUUUCCACCGAGACAGAAGUAAGGGGUCUCUUGAUGGCGACAGGAACAUGGUCAUAAAGAAUCUUCACUGCAAGAAGGAUGUUUUGGAUAUGAUUCUGGAAAUGAUGAAGCUUUCGGCACCUCUGAUGUGA